AUGAAGGGCAACACGUCGCGGCCUCCCCCGAAGACUGUUCAACCAAAGAGCGAAGAAAGCGAAACAACAAAGAUCGAAAGCGAAGGAGGUGGCCAGGAGUCUGCGCCGCAAGAAGAAGAGCAGGACCACGAGGGCGGCGGCGACGACGACGAAGACGAAGCGGCAACGUUCGACCCCGAGGAGGGCUACGAGCAGGAAAAGAACCUGAGGAACCAGUCACGCGCCAACUCGGACGCCGACGCACGCGCAGAAGGCCAACGAGAAGAAGAGGCCGUGGCCAUCACCGAGCCGGACCAUUCGCCCACCAGCAGCCUCGGUCCAGCCCCUCAGCCCGAGCCCGAUCCCGAGCUCUUGGCCGAGCCCGGCGUCGCCGUCGAAGACCAACAGCCAAGCGAAGCCGCGCCCGCGCCCGAGCACCACGCGGCGAUCCCCGAUGUGGUCAUCCACGACUUUGGGCAGCCGGCCGAGCGCCACCACCGCGAGCACAAGGAGGAGGAGGACAAGGCGGCCGUGGCUGCGGCCGCCGGAGCUGCCGUGGGCGUGGUGGCCGCGGCUGCCACGGUGGGCGCCGAUCCAUCAUCAUCGGCGAAGCCGGUCGACAACAACAGCUGUGCAGGGACCGCCGCCGCUGGCGCUGCGGCCGGUGCGACGAAGAAGAAGGGACUGUCGGGCCUGUUGAGCUUCGCCUACUCGCCGCGCAGCUUCAGCGCCGGGUCGGUGGCUGCGACGGCGGCUGGCGGCGGCGGCGCGUCGCCGCGUCGCGAGCUGUCGAGUUCGGCGCCGCAUCCGCCGCUCCUGUCGCCGCGCAUGAUGUUCCUGCCCUCGCCGCCGCCGCCGCUCCACCUGCCCAAGCCCACGCCGCCGCUCGGCUCCACCGUCGGGCACGACCAGGAGCCGCAGGUGGUCUUGGUGCAGAAGUGCUGGCGACGCCGUGUGGCCCGACGCAAGAUCCACGAGCUCGUCAUGCACAGUCGGGCGCGGUUCAAGGUGGCCGAGGAGAUCGCCGUGACCGAGAAGAACUAUGUCGACAUUCUUCACACCAUCAUCGAGGUCUUUAUGGAGCCGCUCGCCAAGCAGCUCCCGGGGUGGAUCGCCGAACAGAGCAAGGCCAAGAAGGUCAAGGGCGCGCCCGAGCCUCUCGAUCCCGCCCUCGUGGAGAUCAUGUUUGGGAACGUGAAAGAGCUGUACAAGAUGCACAAGCCCUUCGCGGAGGCGCUGCAGCACGCCAUCAAGAACUGGUUUCCCUACCGGCGGAUGGGCGUGCUGUUCAUGGACGUCUUGUUGCGCCAGAACGGCUUCCUGGUCGAGUACGGCAAGUACGUGAACGGCUACGGGGCGGCGAUCAAGCACUGGAACCAGGCCAUGCGCCACCCGGCCUUCGCCCGCUUCAUCAAUACGGCGCUUGACAACCCGCGAUGCGCCCACCUCGACUUUUGCUCGCUCAUCAUCAACCCGGUGCAAAGAGUGCCCCGAUACGCGCUGCUCCUGCGAGACAUCCAAAAGCACACGUGGGCGGGCCACGGCGACGAAGAGAGCGUCGCCCACGCCCUCGACAAGAUACACAUCGUCGCCGAGUACGUCAACGAGGCCAAGCGGGCUGCCGAGGGAAUGGAGAGGACGACCUACCUGCAGGACCACAUCGACGACAAGAAGCUCGCGGCGAGCCUGUCGCAGCCGCAGCGCAAGUACAUCAGGGAGGGACCACUCAAGCUCGUCCAUAGAAGUGACUUCAAGGACCGACACGUGGUGCUGUUCAACGACAUCGUCGUCAUCACCGUGAGCAAACCCACCAGCAAGACGUCGCCACGACUACCGCCGUCGGCCCUGCCCACCGACCUGUGCGUCAAGGGCACGAUCGAGCUGAAGCACUCGGUGGAGGCCAAGGCGCUCGACAAGCCCGAGCGAGGCCUGCAGCUGACCGUGCACGGCAAGACCACCAAGUGGCAGGCCGCCACGGUCAAGGACCGCGACGAGUGGCUGCGCGACCUCCAGUCCCUCUCCACUCGACCAUAA
Messenger RNA from Acanthamoeba castellanii str. Neff, 2013 nucleotides. Its product is annotated as RhoGEF domain containing protein. NCBI's taxonomy places the organism in Eukaryota, Discosea, Longamoebia, Acanthamoebidae. Gene Ontology annotation, molecular function: guanyl-nucleotide exchange factor activity. The transcript is spliced from 13 exons. The coding region runs from base 1 to 2013 and encodes 670 amino acids. The record is from RefSeq and is a predicted model, not a curated record.